Molecule: messenger RNA, 2058 nt
Organism: Fusarium coffeatum
Lineage: Eukaryota; Fungi; Ascomycota; Sordariomycetes; Hypocreales; Nectriaceae
Exons: 1
Coding region: 1-2058 (685 amino acids)
Source: RefSeq, a predicted model, not a curated record
AUGGUUAACCAACCGACAGUGAAACUCCUCGAGGCUAGCAUCAGCGACCUCAAACAAUUACUGGACAAUCGAACCAUUACAAGUGUCGAGCUCGUAGCUCUUUACCUCCAUCGAGUCGGCAAAUAUGACUGUAGAGGUCCACGUCUCAACUCGAUUUGUCAAAUCAACCCGAACGUUUUCGCUGAAGCUCAAGCCUCUGACGAUUAUCGUGCCUCGGGAAGGCAGCCUCGACCUCUAGAAGGUAUUCCAUUCACGGUCAAAGACAGCUACAAGGUCAAGGGCAUGACGGUAGCUGCUGCUUCACCUGCCUUUGCUGACCUCCAAGCAACGUCUGAUGCCGCCAUUGUCGAGCUCCUUCGCAACGCUGGAGCUGUAGUUCUUGGCAAGACUAAUAUGCCGCCUAUGGCUGACGGAGGUUGCCAGCGUGGACUGUAUGGUCGCUCGGAGAGCCCGUAUAACCAAAAGUACAUGUGCACUGCUUAUGCCUCUGGUUCGUCUUAUGGCUGUGGUGUAUCUACCGCAGCAAGCUUGGCUGCUUUUGGUUUUGCUGGAGAAGCUGUCACCUCAGGUCGCUCGCCAGCAUCGAACAAUGCACUGGUGGCAUAUGCUCCGUCCCGCAGUAUGAUACCUCCACGGGGGCUAUGGCCUUUGUAUCCGACUUGCGAUCAAGUCGUCCCUCACACAAGGACCAUGAUGGAUCUGUUUCACGUGCUCAACGUUGUUGUCGCUGAUGACAAGAAGGCCGAGGACGCUGACUUCUGGCGCUCGCAACCAUUUGUGCCACUACCAAAGGUCGGCGAGGUACGACCAGUUGACUAUCUCACGCUCGCAAAUCCAAAUGCACUCCAAGGCCGGCGACUAGCUGUCCCUCGAUGCUUCAUCGGAGUUGAAGGUGCCAAACCGGACAACGCUUGCUCUCCCGGUGUUAAUGCUCUUUGGGAAAGAGCGCGCGCAGACCUUGAAGAACUGGGCGCCACUGUGAUCGAGACAGAUUUCCCGCUGUUUGAGAAUUACACCAGACAAGACUUUCCUGGACAGAGCAUGAACAUCCCUAACCUAUCUCAAGAGUGGGCGGCACUCGAACGCUGUGAAAUGAUUGCAUUGAGUUGGGACGACUUCCUUCGAAGCAAUGGCGACAAGGGUAUCCCGGACUUCUUGUCUGUCGAACUCGACAAGAUUCAUCCUCACAUUGCUCCGAUGGAUGAUCCAUCGCAGCACACCGAAUCUCAGAAUCAAGUCCGCUACGAAGAUAUGGUCGCUGCGGUAAAGAACCGUGGAGACAGCCGCCUCGUCGAUCUGCCGGGAUGUAAGAAUGCGCUUCAGGCUCUGGAAGCCAUGCGAAAGAAAGACUUGGAAGAUUGGAUGACUGAGAACAAUUACGACGCCCUCGUGUUUCCAACAAAUGGCGAUAUUGCGUUGGCUGAUGCGGAUGAAACCUACGAGUCGAUGAUCUCUGCGCUACGUGAUGGAGUCAAGUAUGCGAAUGGUGGUAGGUCACUAAAGCAUCUUGGAGUUCCAUGUAUCACUGUUCCCAUGGGAAACCUUGCAAAUGAGAAGAUGCCUGUCGGCCUCUCCUUCUGCGGCAAGGCAUAUGACGAUUCCACGCUAAUGAGCUAUGCCUACGCCUAUGAAACAGUCUCCAGACGUCGGGAGAUUCCACCUCUGGCACCGCUUCUGCCGACAGACGAGAUUAUGGUUGCUGACACCAAGGCUCUAUCUCCUAGUAUGGAAAGGCCAGUUCUAAGGAUUACGUCGACAAAAGCUGUGGAAGAGGAUGGACCUGAUUUUGAUGUUCGUUUAGUGGAAGUCAAAGGAACGUGCAACUUAGGAGUCUCAACUGGAGAUGCAACCAGCUUGGAGAUCUUUGCUAAUGGUGAAGCAAUUUGUCCUGUAAGCUGGGAGGGAAACAACUGGGUAUGGACCGCUCGUCUCACUCGGCCGAAGGUCAACGAUAGGUACCCGACUCUAGCAAAGGUCCCAAGAGAUCAAUUUCUCGUGGUGUUGAUUGUGAAGGCUGAUAAUGGGCGUUCUGCUGGUUAUUUCAUGUUGAUUGAUUAA